Phragmites australis (common reed) is the source of this 913-nucleotide messenger RNA. RefSeq lists its product as uncharacterized. The record is from RefSeq and is a predicted model, not a curated record. Bases 253 to 573 code for a protein of 106 amino acids. Lineage: Eukaryota; Viridiplantae; Streptophyta; Magnoliopsida; Poales; Poaceae. The transcript has a single exon.
UUCUAUCUACAGCACCUCGUUGCCCGUACAAUAUUCCCUGCUGCUCAUCGAUCUAUCUACUUCUUCGUCUCCGAUUUAUUACACCUCCUGAGCGUCUGCUAGCUUGCGCACCAUUUAUUUGCUGCUCUCCACCUGUCCCUCUCCUCCCCUCCCCUUUAAAUCCUCGCACCCCUCUUCCCCGGAACCCCGACCAUCGUACUCACCUCAGCCACCUCGCAGAGCUACCGCGAAGGGACUCGAUCGUAACUGCCAAUGGCCAAGUGGUGGUGCAUCGCCUCCCUGCUGCUGUGCCUCGCCGUGGCGGCGGCGGCGGCCAGGGGCGUUCCGCGCGACGACUGCGACACCGCCACCUUCUUGGCCGCUGGCGACGACGACGUCAACGCCGGCCCCGUGGAAGAGGCCAAGACCGACGUCUUUGCCAGGAGCAAUAGCGGCGGCGGCGGCCGCUUCUUCGGCGGCGUCCACGGGCCGCUCGGCGGGGGCGUCGCCGGGUUCGGCCCGUUCGGAGGGGCCGUCGCCGGCGCCGGGCCGUUCGGCGGGUUCGGAGGCCGCGGCGGAGGCAGCUUGCCUUGAGGUGCAUGCAUGGCUGGAGCGCGCGUGUGCAUACGUAGAACUUGUUUGCAUGCGUGCAAGCAUGUCGUGGUGUAAUAAGAUGAUCUACGUGCCUCUUAAUUUGGUCGUGUAAUUGGGGCGUCACAUUGCAUAAAUUCACUGUUAUGCGUGUGGCCCGUAUAUAUGCACUUGUUAAGCAUUGUCAUUAGCUAUAUGCCUCAGCGCAUACGUGCAGUGUCUUGUUAGGAGCAUGUCUACACGUAAAAUGUGUUGAGUCGUGUCAUGACUCAUGUGCUGUACUGUACUUGUACCCUUUCAUUUGUCGGACAUAAAACUAAGUGUCACUGUCAUUUUAUUUCAG